Phycodurus eques (leafy seadragon) is the source of this 8109-nucleotide messenger RNA. RefSeq names its product eukaryotic translation initiation factor 4 gamma 1-like. Gene Ontology annotation, cellular component: eukaryotic translation initiation factor 4F complex. Lineage: Eukaryota; Metazoa; Chordata; Actinopteri; Syngnathiformes; Syngnathidae. The coding region runs from base 1861 to 6435 and encodes 1524 amino acids. The record is from RefSeq and is a predicted model, not a curated record. The transcript is spliced from 25 exons. Gene Ontology annotation, molecular function: mRNA binding; protein binding; translation initiation factor activity.
UGAAAUUGUAUGUUGAGGAACAUUGUCAUUAAACUGUUUGACUAUUUUCUCACGCACUUGAGAAAGAGGUGAACCUUGCCCCAUCUUUGCUUGUGAAUGACUGAGCAAUUCAGGGAAGCUCAUUUUAUACCCAAUCAUGGCACCCCCUGUUCCCAAUUAGCCUGUUCACCUGUGUGGUGUUCCAAACAGGUGUUUGAUGAACUUUCCUCAACUUUCUUAGUCUUUUGUGCCACAUGUCCCAGCAAAAAACUGGCAAUAUUAGGAUAAAAAUGACAUUUCUAUUCAAUUGAUCAUUGCCAAUGUUAGCAAUAAAGUGACUGUAGAUUUUUCUCUAUUUCGUCAUUGUUAUAAUCUGACCGACAGAACUAAGGAAUUAAUAUUUUUCUUGAAAGGUUUUCAUUACCAUGAAUUUCUUAUUGUGAAAGGCCUACGGGAUAACUUUUUUUCAGUUGAAUCAUGCAAGCUCUCAUAUGUUCUAAAUCUGCUUUUGGCGGACAUCGGGAUCUAUAUAUGCCAUUGAAAUAGUGGUGAACCUUUAUAAUGUGUUGCUGUAAAAUUAUGCCGCAAGUGUCCCAUUUCUAGAGUCGCUAGGUUUUACUUUCCUCUGAAGAUGGCUGCUCGACACUACUACACCCUAAUCUUAUGUAAAUGCAUUUUUUUUUGUCUCGUCAGCGCUGGUCAAAUUUAAGUCACACGUUGCAGUUAUCAGUGACAAAAAAAAAACAUUUAUAAAUGUUUUAAAAGACUAGUCUGUGGUGUAUUUUUCUUUUAGUAAAGGUUUUGAAAAUAUUAGAUUUGUUUAGGUCAAAAUAAAAAUAAAACUAUUUUUGAAAUGCCUAACCUAUGUUGGAUGAAUCAGUUUUACAGACAGCCUGUCGUACCUGAUUAUCUGCGUUAAGCUUCGUUCUUUUCCCUUGGUACUUUUACUGGGUUCCUUUUGGCUGCUUAUCAGUGAUUGGACUUUGACUUUUUCAAGGGACAACCAUGGGAAAGGGGCAUUUGGGAAAUAACGUCACACAUUUGCUUGAGUGUGUGACUGUCUUUCAGCCAUAGGGUUAUGUGCAUUGCAGUCUUAAAGUGUGUGGUGAUUUAAAUUCUGUGCCAUGGACACUUUAAGAGAUGUAAAAAUAUUUACAAGUGUGUGUGUGUGCAAAGAACCAAAAUUAUUUUUGCGUUAAAUGUAAAUAGUGUGUGUGUUGUACAGUGUAUUUUUGAUUUAUGACAACCCUUGCCCCAUUUUGUUGUCAGGUGCACUGAUUGCAAGUAAAAUCAUUAGCUUUUUAAUUGUUUUCUUAACCUAGUGUUCAUCUCUCUUACGCUCACUUCAUGUCAAAGUGGAAAAACUAGAGGGGGAGGGGCUGUGGGACAUGUCAGCACAUUGCUCAGUUCCACGUGGCCAACUAUCCCUCUCCCCUACUGAGUUCUGUGGCACUCCCGCUUCCUCUUCUGCUGGUUUCCUCUGUUCUCUAGCAAAUUUGCAGCAUGUUGACUCAAGAGUGUGGAAGAAUGAGCAAAGAAGUUUAUUUUGCUAAUACGAUCUCAUUUGAUUUUAACCUUCCCUCCCUUUAAAUGUUCAUAUUCCUUAUACUGCUGUCUCCCCUACUUCCCUCGUGGGCCCCUUUAACUGUGUUAGUCCUGUGGGCGGGAGUUGCACAUUCCAAUGCCAUAGCUUUAGAAGGCCAGUGGCCAUCCUUUUUUCUCCUCCCUGUUCUGUUCAUCAAAUGAGUGAAGGAGAGAGGGAGUGAAGUUGCUAGCUAGUCUAGCUUGCAACAGAGCCCAGCCCACCUCUGUUCUGUACUCAGCCUGGGACAGUUAAGAUUAGCUAAAACGUUCCACCACGCGUCUGCUUUAUGGUGUUUAAUGUCACGCCUGCAACUGCCUGAAGCGGUCACUCCACUCCAGGUUGAGAAUACUCUGUUGGGAAUAGCUACCAAUGGACGGGGCCUGGCAAAGAUCAGAAUAAGAGACCCAAACCAAGGUGGUCGGGACAUCACAGAGGAGAUUAUGUCAGGGGGCCAUAGUGGCUCUACCCCAACCCCACCACAGACUGACAUAUCUGGCUCAGAUACAGGAGUGGUCCAAGCCAAUGGUGAGAGCACCCCAGCUGCUAUUGCUCCAUUACAGGUUAGAGCAGAUGAUAGAGAAAAACCUUUGCUGCCUCCUCUGUCACAGCCGCCUGAUAUUGUUAAGGAUGACCCGACCCCUGCAGAGGCUACCUCCUCUGACAUGAACAAUAAGCCAACAAUACUAUCUCUAAUAUCAGAAGCACUUGAAACCCCUGUGAGCACCAUUUCUAUUUCUCCCCCUGCGCCAAUUGUUCCCAUUACAAACAUAAUGUACACCACCAAACCUCCCAGAGAACUACCCCCAGAGCCCCAAUGUGCACCUGAGGUGCCUGCCUACCCUGCACCCCUUCCUGAUCCUAUGCCUUCAUCUGCACUUCAGGAAAACCCAGAAAGCACAGCCACAAAUCGUGAUGCGGUAGAUGUGGUGAUUAGAGAGGAGGAGGUACAAUCAAAGGAUGCUUCUUUUAUGGAAAAUUCUCUUACACUCUCCUCCUCCACAAAUGGUGUGGUUGAGGUUGUGUCAGAAAGUCCCUCGCUCAUGUUCCCAUCUAGUCGCCAGGAGUCUGUUCUCGAGUCUCCCAUUGCUCAGCCUGAGGAGCUCUGCCUUUCUAAUGGUUUACCACUUCCAUCCCCCCAAGAUCCAGAGGCCCUUGUUACGAGCGCAGAAGAGUGUGAAGACAGCCCCAUUGCAGAGCCUGACAUUUGUCGGCAGCCUCUCCUUAAAUCCUCCAAAGCCGUCACUCAGGCAGUGCCUCCAUCAGUUAUUGAAUCAACCACGGUACCUGUUGCCGAGUCCAUUUCUGCCAUCAGUCCAAAGGUUCCUGCUGAAACAAUUGCCCAGGCAGCAUCCUCGCAGGCUGAGAUUGAAGGAACAGGUCCUCCUGUUUCCCCGAUGCCUCAAUCCAAUGCCACAGCAGCAAUGACAUCUUUACUGGUGACAGGCUCAAAAGAUGACCAUGACCUAGAAACGGUGACAAGUCCUCCCCAGAUAGUCCCCAAUACCCUUGUGGAAACUUCGAUGCAAGCUGCUGUAUCUGUGCCAAAGAAAAAGAGGAAAAUGAAGGAUUUGAACAAAAAGGAGGCAGUGGGAGAUCUACUGGAUGCAUUUAAAGAGGAAAAAGUAGUUGUACCACCAGAACCUAAAGUUGUCUCGGCAACAUCAUCUGAAGCGCAACUUCCUCCUCCGUCUCCUGCACUAGAGGACACAGACUUAACCUGGGAGGACAAGGAAGACAAGCUGGAUGCUGAGAACAUUCAGCCAAACCCUUCCGAGCAGACCACAACUGACAAGGAAUAUCGGUAUAAAGAGGAACAAUGGAAACCAAUCAAUCCAGAGGAGAAGAAAAAGUAUGACCGGGGUUUUCUUCUGGGAUUCCAAUUUAUCUCAGCCAGCAUGAAUAAGCCUGAGGGUCUUCCUGCUAUUAAUGAUGUCGUCCUCGACAAGGCCAACAAGACUCCUCUUCGCCAACUUGACCCCAGUCGGCUUCCUGGAAUGAACUGUGGUCCUGACUUCACACCUUCCUUUGCCAACCUUGGCAGGCCAGGUAUGGGAGGAGGAAGUAGAGGACCACCUCCUGCUAUGGGAGUAGGCAUAGGCGGCCCACGUCGUUCUCAGCAGAUGCAAAGGAAAGAACCAAGGAAAAUCAUUACCAGCAUGUCACUCAAUGAGGAUGUGAAGCUGAACAAGGCAGAGAAAGCAUGGAAGCCUUCAGUGAAAAAAGCAGUGUAUGGUUUUGCAGGAGAAAAGGCUGUGGAGAAUGAUCCAGAUCAACUCAAGACACAGGAAUUGUUUAAAAAGGUCCGCAGUAUCCUCAACAAACUAACCCCUCAAAAGUUCCAACAGCUAAUGAAACAAGUUUCAGAACUUACUAUUGACACGGAGGAGAGGUUAAAAGGUGUCAUAGACCUCACCUUUGAAAAGGCCAUCUCUGAGCCAGACUUUUCCGUGGCCUAUGCCAACAUGUGCCGCUGCGUUAUGGGGCUAAAAGUCCAAGCUACAAAUAAGCCAGGAGACACUGUGAAUUUCCGGAAGCUGCUACUGAAUCGAUGCCAGAAUGAGUUUGAGAAGGAUAAAAAUGACAAUGAGAUCUUUGAGAAGAAGCAGAGAGAGCUGGAGGCUGCUGAAGGGGAUGAGGAGAAGCAAAGGUUAAUUGAGGAUCUUGAAGUGUCUAAAAACAAGGCUAGGAGGCGCUCACUUGGUAAUAUUAAAUUCAUCGGUGAACUAUUCAAACUUAAGAUGCUCACAGAAGUCAUCAUGCAUGACUGCAUUGUAAAGCUACUAAAAAACCAUGAUGAGGAGUCCCUGGAGUGCCUGUGCAGACUAUUAUCCACUAUUGGAAAGGAUCUAGACUUUGAAAAGGCCAAGCAUUUCAUGGACCAGUAUUUCAAUCAGAUGGAGAAAGUAAUAAAGGAAAAGAAGACCAGCUCCAGGAUCCGCUUUAUGUUGCAAGAUGUGAUGGACCUUCGACGGAAUAAUUGGAUGUCCAGACGACGCGACCAAGGCCCAAAGACGAUUGACCAGAUCCACAAAGAAGCUGAGCUGGAGGAGCACAGAGAGCAGAUGAAAGUGCAGCAUGCCCUCAUCUCCAAGAAAGAAUCUUUUGGCGGUCCGGGAACCAGGAUGGGUGGAGCAGGAUCAGGGACUCGUGGGGGACCUCACGCAUCUAGUCGUGGUGUUUCCCCACAAGAUGAUGGCUGGAACACAGUUCCCAUAUCCAAGAACCGAACUUAUGAUGCAAAAUUCAAAUUCCCAAAGACACCUGCUUUUGAUAUCCACACUCAGUGUCUUGCUCCAGGAGGCAAAGGUGCUUUGAGCUGGGGUAGGGGCAGCAGCGGUGGUAGUGUCAACAAGCUUACAGAUUCUGGCCCAGAAUCUGGCUGCCGUACAGCUACCAACACUCUAAACAGGUUUUCACCUCUACAACAGGCCUUGUCAGGAUCUUCAGCAGAGUCAGACAGGCGGGUUCCUCAGCGAAACAGCUCAAGUCGAGAGCGAGGCGAGCGCUUUGACCAUUCUGUCCGCGCUGAUCGUGGAUUUGACCGCCGUGAUGACCGUGAUCGAAAUCGCCUACAUGUUACUGCUACACGCAGCUUCAGUCGGGAAAAGGAGGAGCGGAGUCGGGAGAGGGAGCAACGUGGAUCAGCAGAUCCAGUCCGCAAAGUUGCAAAUAUGGCAGAUGACAGGGAUCGGGGCAGCAAAGAGAGAGCUCUGAGCCGAGACAAUGUGAGGAGGGAAACAGCUGCAACUCCUCCACCUCUCCAAACUGCUACCAAGCCGGCCUUGACUGUGGAAGAGCUAACAAAAAAAUCCAAAGCCAUCAUCGAAGAAUACCUCCAUAUUCUUAAUAUCGAGGAGGCCCUGCAAUGUGUGCAGGAGAUAAACUGCCCUCAGGUAUUGUCUGUGUUUGUACAAUUUGGGCUGGAGUCGACACUGGAGCGCAGGACCGAGGCCAGAGAGAACCUCGGGCGGCUGCUGCACCAGCUCAUUAAGACAAGCAUCCUCCCAACAGAACAGUACUAUAAAGGGCUUCAUGAAAUCCUGGAGAUAGCUGAAGAAAUGGCGAUAGACAUCCCGCACAUCUGGCUCUACCUGUCGGAACUGAUCACUCCCAUGCUCCAUGAGGGAGGCAUCCCCAUGGGACACCUUUUCAAGGAGAUUUCAAAGCCUUUGAUCCCUCUGGGCAAAGCAGGAGACCUGCUUGUCCGUAUCCUCAGUUUACUCUGCAAAGAGAUGAGCCAUAACAAGGUGGGCACAAUGUGGAGGGAGGCAGAACUCCAGUGGAAAGACUUCCUCCCUGAAGAUGUAGACGUCAACAAGUUUGUGACGGAAAAGAAUGUAGUGUUCACACUGGCUGAAGAUUCUGAAAAGAGCAAAACCAAGAAGAUGAGCUCUGCAGAGCUGACCAGACAGCUUGAGAGACUGAUCCAGGACAAGGCUGAUAACAAAAGACUCAUUGACUGGAUUCAGGCCAACCUGGAUGAGCAGCAGAUAACCUCCAACAUGUUUGUCAGAGUACUGAUGACCUGUGUCUGCCAAUCAGCAAUCAUCUGUGAGAAUCCCUACAAGGUGAAUGAGGAGAUGAUCAAUCACAGGGCCAAGUUGCUGCAGAAAUUCCUCAAGGAUGAGCAGAAGGAGUUACAAGCUCUCUACGCCUUACAGGCUCUGAUGGUGCACAUGGAGCAGCCAGCCAAUCUGCUGCGAAUGUUCUUUGACACUCUUUACGAUGAGGACGUAAUCAAAGAUGACGCCUUCUUCAAGUGGGAAUCGUGCAAGGACCCCGCUGAGCAGCAGGGCAAGGGCGUGGCUCUCAAGUCGGUCACCGGCUUCUUCACAUGGUUGCGCCAGGCCGACGAAUCUGACAACAGUUAGGGUCUCUGAGGUCUGACAGUUAAACUGGUGGGAUUUUUUAUUGAGGUCCUCCGGGAGAAGGGACGUUAGUUAGGAGGAGGAUUCAGAUGAGCCUGAAUCGACAAAAUCCUUCUGCUGAAACAGAAAAAAAGCAAUAAAACAAUCUUCAAUUGGAGAGAUUGUAUUAUCGAUCGAGCGUUCGAUCAUGCCAUUUUCUUUUUUUUUUUUAUGCUGUGCAAUUGAAUGUCCUAAUUCUAAUGAAUUUAUGUGGCGAGAAUACAGAUAUAGUAGUGCCUCGAGAUACGAGUGACCCGACUUACCAGUUUUUUUUUUUUAGAUACGAGCCGUCGAUUGGCUGAGUUUUUGCUUUGACCUGCGAGCCCAAACUUGAGAAACGAGUGCUGUGUGGCAGGAGGCUCCACUAACUUGACAACAAGCAGCAUUUUAGCUGAUAGAAAUUUAGUAAAUAUUCUUUAAAACAGAGGCUUCAAGCUGUACAUUGCCACUACCAGUUGAAGUUUACUUGAAAGCUAACUAAACAAAGAGAAUGACACUGAGAGAGACACAGGGUGGGGGUCAAGCGAGUGUGGGAGAGAGAGAGAGAGAGAGAAAGAUGGCUCAUUUAAAGUAUUAUUUUUGAGAUGGGUGUUUUGAGAUAAGAGCAUGGCCACGGAACAAAUUAAACUCGUAUCUCAAGGCACCACUGUAGUGAAACGGUGGCGAAGCGGGGGCUACAUAGCAUUUCACAUCAGUAUUUUUAAGACCGUUUGCUUUGAAGUUUGAAUCUUAUUUUGAAACCGCUUUCCCUCAUCUUAGCAACACUAUGCUGUUAAAUAUAUAAACAUGUAAGAGGCUAUAUAUUUUUGAUGACUUCAUCCUUUGUGCAACAGUGACAUGUUGCAUUUGGUUGAUCUACAUGCCUAUGUAGAUACUUGGCUUUUUGAUUUUUUGAUAUUGAAUGAUUGGAGUGUGUGUGUGUUUUUUUUUUUAUAUAUAUAUAUAAUAAAAGGAUAAAUAUAGAUGAAGAUGGACAUUUGAGACAUGAGUCAUACCAGUUGUGGACUUCUGAAGACUAAACGCAGACUUCACAAAGACAGCGUCACUGAGGAGAGUCACUAUGACAAUUUGACAUUGACAAUUUUGCUGCUGGGGGCAAUGAUCAGUUGCCACCCCACUUAACUUACACCCUCUGCUGGAUCUGUGUUACUUUUUCCUGAACCUGAAGAGAGCAAGAAUGAGGACGUGGCCAAGCCUAGCUACCAUGCUUGGAUUUUAAUAUGAUACUGUUUUUGAAACUUGAAAAGUUACAUAUUUGAAACUCCACGUUAUGAAAAUAUAUAUAUAUUUUUUUUUAAUAUUCAACGAGACAAAUCCGUAGGCCUUUUUGCUUCCAUGAGUAGAAACUGCUUUCAGGAAUGUUCUGUAUAUACAUCAUAGUUUUUUUUUGUCCUGUCCCCCCCAGAGAAUGCAAAUAUAUUUUUCCUUUCUUUAAAAACAAAGGGGAAGUUUACCUCUCUAUUUAUUUCUCUCCUCAGCUGGCCGAAGGUGCUUGUAAUUAUCAGAUCCAAGUAUAGUAAUUGAUUGCAGUUUAGCUAAUUGUGUAAAUAGUUGUUUUUGCUUCAUUAAAAAUAUAUUUAAUUAAAGAAAAUUCUGCCUCUUUUCACAUCAAAAACUGGAAGGACUAAUAAAGAUUGU